GCUAGUCGGGCACAGGUAGCGCGGCGGAGUGCCGCCCCGGAGCAGGCGGGGGGCGUCAGUACGGACCGGGCUGCCCGGGCCGGCGGCGGCGGCGGCUGCGGCGGCAGGGUGUGCGGCCAGGAGGCCAUUUCCUCGCUGCGCCCCUGGCGGAGCCCGGUUUGCCUGCUCUUGGCCGCCGCCGCCGCCGCCGUGCGAGUCGGACCGCCGGGAGGGCUGCAGGGGAAACCAGGUCACCGGUUCGCAUACCCUGCGCGGAACAGGCACCCCGAGCCCAGAGUCUGCCGUUUCCCUCCCGUUGGCCAACCUACCUGGUGCCAAGUUCCACACGUGAUUGAAUGACGAAGAAGGAGAUGUCAGUGAAAAGAAGGAUCCAGAAUGAUUACUAACCUAUGACUCCCAACAGUAUGACAGAAAAUGGCCUUCCAGCCUGGGACAAACCGAAGCACUGUCCAGACCGGGAAGAGGACUGGAAGCUAGUAGGAAUGUCCGAAGCCUGCCUACACAGGAAGAGCCAUUCAGAGAGGCGCGGCACCCUGAAAAAUGAGCAGGCGUCCCCACAUCUCAUCCAGGCCACUUGGACGAGCUCAAUAUUCCACCUGGACCAUGACGAUGUGAACGACCAGAGCAUCUCAAGUGCCCAGACCUUCCAGACAGAAGAGAAGAAAUGCAAAGGGUACAUCCCCAGCUACUUAGACAAGGACGAGCUCUGUGUCGUGUGUGGCGACAAAGCCACCGGGUAUCACUACCGCUGCAUCACGUGUGAAGGCUGUAAGGGUUUCUUUAGAAGAACAAUUCAGAAAAAUCUCCAUCCAUCCUAUUCCUGUAAAUAUGAAGGAAAAUGUGUUAUAGACAAAGUCACGCGAAAUCAGUGCCAGGAAUGUCGCUUUAAGAAAUGCAUCUAUGUUGGCAUGGCAACAGAUUUGGUGCUGGAUGACAGCAAGAGGCUGGCCAAGAGGAAGUUGAUAGAGGAGAACCGAGAGAAGCGACGGCGGGAAGAGCUGCAGAAAUCCAUUGGGCACAAACCGGAGCCCACGGAUGAGGAAUGGGAGCUCAUCAAAACCGUCACCGAAGCCCACGUGGCGACCAAUGCCCAAGGCAGCCACUGGAAGCAGAAACGGAAAUUCCUGCCAGAAGAUAUUGGACAAGCACCAAUAGUCAAUGCCCCAGAAGGUGGGAAGGUGGACUUGGAAGCCUUCAGCCAUUUUACAAAAAUCAUCACACCAGCAAUCACCAGAGUGGUGGAUUUUGCCAAAAAGUUGCCUAUGUUUUGUGAGCUGCCAUGUGAAGACCAGAUCAUCCUCCUCAAAGGCUGCUGCAUGGAGAUCAUGUCUCUUCGCGCUGCUGUACGCUACGACCCAGAGAGUGAGACUCUGACCCUGAAUGGGGAAAUGGCAGUGACACGGGGCCAGUUGAAAAACGGGGGUCUCGGGGUGGUGUCAGAUGCCAUCUUCGACCUGGGCAUGUCUCUGUCAUCUUUCAACCUGGAUGACACCGAAGUCGCCCUCCUUCAGGCCGUCCUACUGAUGUCCUCAGAUCGCCCAGGGCUCGCCUGUGUUGAGAGAAUAGAGAAAUACCAAGAUAGUUUCCUGCUGGCCUUUGAACACUAUAUCAAUUACCGGAAACACCACGUGACACACUUCUGGCCAAAACUCCUGAUGAAGGUGACCGACCUGCGCAUGAUCGGAGCCUGCCACGCCAGCCGCUUCCUGCACAUGAAGGUGGAGUGCCCCACGGAACUCUUCCCGCCUCUCUUCUUGGAAGUGUUCGAGGAUUAGACGGACUGGAUUCGUUCUCAUGAUUCCUACAGCACUACUGGGUGUCAUUUCAUUCCAUUGCCUAGCUCUUUUGUUUGUCCGUUUGUUUCUUCGUGUUGGGAGGGAUCGUUUGGGGGGAAGGGAGGUCAUCCUCGGCAGAGACAGGGAUGGAAUUGCCCCUUGAAUGCGGGUCCUUGUAACUAUUGCAUUUUGUUCCCCGGUCCUUCGAUGUGAAUGCUUUGGCGGUUUUACAGUUGUGGAGGCGGGGUGGGGGGACAAUCAUCACUUCACCAGCACCCAGCCAUCACCAGCUCCCACCUGUCCCUGGUCAGAGACUCGAGCUAGCCAAAUGGCACUGCAGAAGAGUAAAGAAGCCUUAAAACCGAGAUAAUGCAGUCAUUGUGAGCCAAUCCCAAUUUUUGCAGGGCUCAAGGUAGCAGAGCACAAACCACCUUUGGUUAGAUGUGGCUUUCAGCUUUUUAGGGAAAGAAUCAAACUGAUUUUCAUCUAUUUGAGAGCAUGCUGUUUCCAGUACUCCCAGGCUCUCCUACCCGCAUCACUUGGACUGUACAGAAAUACAGGUGUCCUAACAAAUCAGCUGUCCUUUCAACAUUUUUGUAACCUUAUGAUAUAAUUCCAAGUUAUACAGGCAAUAGAACUCAAAGAUGUGCAGGCAUUUGACUGAUUGAGGCCACGAGGAAAAUCAUUUUCUUGAGUGAGCCCAAAGACAUUGGAAAUCUUCACCAAUGUUAGUGACUCUGCAGUUUCCAAAAAUUCACUCAGGAUUACCUCAUGGUAGGAAGACCUCUCUACGACUUAGGAUCAUAGAACAUUCCCACAGAAAUUAAACCUGUUUACAGGGUGUCAUCAUUUUUCAAUGGCAUCUGAUCUGCCAUCUCCCAAGCUCCUCAAGUUGUUUACCCUGGCUGCAUCUUUGCUGAGUUGACAACAGAUUUCCCUAUGGAGCAAGUUUUCUAAUCACGGAGAGAUAAACAAGCCAAAAUUUGAGUCUGGUUUGGAGAAUUCCAAGGAGAGAUUAGCACUGUUGAAUUCCAAGUUGAAGGAAAUCCAGUAUUGGUGUACUGGUGACUUGGGAAUGCUUCCUUCUAGUUCCAGAUCCUUGAGAGCUUUUCCUUAUUCACAAAUAUUCCCUAAUUUGUUUUCCCUCAUGACUCUGAGGCACUAAAUAGCUCAACUCUCCCUAAAUAAGACUGGUCCUAUCCCCUUUAUAGCACUAUUUUGACAGAUAUUCAGCAGAAAACCCCUGCGGGUCACAUGCCAGAACACUGUCACCUUCCCUACCCGACCUCCCUUCUCAGAUGACCAUCACGGAGUAGAUGUGCCCAGUAAACAGUGAUACCUCAUCACUUCAGCGUCGGAAAAAUGGGAAAAGAAUGUACCCAUGCAAUUGAAUGUAUCUCAUUCUUCACUGGCAUAGUAGAUAUAAACUUCCUUUGCCUGCCUUUUACUGCCUUAUCCUGGAAAUAUUGGGGAAAAUAAGCCAUAUCCGUGAGAUUUACCUAAAAACAAAGAAAUGAAAGUCACUGUGAAAACCAAGUGGACUCAUUUUCUUUAAGUUUGGUGGAGCAGAAGUCAGGGUGCCUGAGUUCUGGUUUGUGCUCUGUUAGCUGGUGGUUUCUGGACCUUAGGUCUUAGUUUUCUUAUCUGGUAAAUAAGACAUGACCUCCUAAAUCCUCACCUUCCAUAUUGUAUGAAUUUCUAGGGAUGAGGGUGGAAUAUGGUUCUUUGGUUUCUUUCAUAAUCAAAUUUCAAGCUUUAUUAGACAAAAAGUAUGGCCCAUUAGCAGUUAAGGGAUGCAUAUUUGAUAUUAAUGUUGAAUAAGAAUUUCCACAAUGCUAGUCAACAAUUUAGAGGAAGACAGAAUGACCUUGGAGAAAAAAGAGGAACAGCACUGAAAAUCCCCAGCAGGAUUGGAAAUAAUCUGGGGGUCGGGGGGGAUCCUAUUUUUGAUGUGCUAAAGCAAUUACACUGGCUUCUGGGAAAAUAUUGCCAUGGUACUUAUUAAUCAGAUAUAGGAAGUGGAUCAAGAGAUUAAAAUAUAAGCAUGAAAUUGUUAGGCAGAUUACCUGCUUUGAUAUAAUCUACAGAGUUGGUUUGGAUUUUGGUUUUUCUAGCCAGUCUCCAGCCAGUCUCCGUACUUGCCUGCCUUGCCAACAUCUCAGCUCCCUCUGUUGAUUCUCCCUUGGGAACUCUCUGCAAAAUGAACAGCCACCUCUAACUCCAGAGUAACAGAGAAGACUACUGGGUGGGGCAAGUUUUCUUUCCAAAGGUACUAAGAGAAGUCCAAGCAGGUGAGCUACUAGACAGGCUCAUGAAUUCUAGAGCAUCAGAUUUUCCAGGGAAUGUUUCCUCAAAUUGUUUGACAGAUUGCCCAGGACAUCAGACACCCACAUGCUAAUGUCAAUGCAGAGCCUGCUAUCAAGCUAUACCAGAAUGCUUUGGGGGUUAACCAUGAUUGGGCAUUGUUCAAUGGCUUCAAUCCAGCUAGCCCCAAGCAGAGAAACGUUUGAACUCCCACUCCUUAAAUGACUGCCUUCCACAGGCAAAACCCUGGUCUAGCUGCCCUGUUGAAGGCUGAACACUUCAUACUAAAUAAGAUUAAGCUCACAGUACUUCAAGUUGAAGAGGAGAUUAUUUAAGGACUCAAAGGAUCAUGACCCUGGAGGUCAGAGCACCUAAACUCAUUCCUUCUGAAACUGAUAGAGGUACUUAUCUCAAGACAGCAUCCCAAAAAGCUUGAUUGGGAGGGAUUUGCUGGGGAUUUCUUUCUUUCCUUUUUUUUUUUUUUUUUUUUUUUUUAACAUUUCUCCUUAUAUUGUUCGAUUUUCAAAUCAAGUAUGGAUCUGAUGGAAAUGGCCUUCACCCCUGCCCCCCAACAGUGGGGAGACAUUCCAGGAGAGCAGAACACACCCACACCACGGGGAUUCCUAUGUAAAAGUUACUCACCAUUAGGGACAAGUAGGCUCAGGUGCGCAUUGGCACGCGCAUGUGUCUGUCUGUGUGCGUGAGGGUACGUGUGCGUGCGCGUGUUUGUAACCCUCAAGUGUACUUUGCUCUUCGAUUUAGACAUGCAGUCCUUCCAGAAACAGUGGGGGGAAAAAAAAAAAAAGAGCUUUCCUUCUUUAUGAUUCUGCUCAAAACACCACGUGCCGCCUCAGAGCUUUUUCUAGUCAAAUGAGCCUCAGUCCUCAAUGACGCGCUUGACGUGUUGACGCUCAGCCCAGCAAUGUCCCCUCACUUGGGCCCCGAGGGACAGCUCAGCCUGCAGUGCAAUCACCUGGAGGGCUGCCAGGCUCGGCUCUGCCCCAGCAGCCCGUUCCCAUUGCUCCUCCGUGAACAGGUGUACAGCCUCGGCCCCUCCUCGACACUAAGCCCCCAGACUCAGCCUCCACGGAACUGCUGAGCACCCUCAAAGCAUGUCCUCGUCAGUGAUACAUUUUUAUUCUAUGGAACUCUAACCUAUUUGUGUCAUAUUGACCUUUUGCUGCAUGAGUCAUAAAUUAUGAAAUCGGUCUUAUGGUUUUUGAAACGUAGCCAGCAUUUGUAAGGCUAAACCUUUUUCAAGAACUUAAUAUAAGUGAAUAACCAAGCCACAGCUCCUCCAAAGGAGAGCGAUGACACAUUUGAAUCUCUUUGCCCUUUCCAACAGCGAUGGCAUCAGGUUCUAAAAUAAGCUCGUAAUUUUUCCUGUUAUUUUAAUAAUAUGGAAAUAUUAGCAUAGUGUUUCUUUUCAUAGUGAUAGACUAUAAUCCAUAUUUAAAUUUUAUAGAGAAGAAAUUUUAUUGUACUGUGAUGUAGAUAUUUAUUAUCCAGGUAAGGAUUUGCCCGGUGUGUAUUUUUUACAAUUGAAACAUUUUACUUUAAUCUU
Sciurus carolinensis (gray squirrel) is the source of this 5643-nucleotide messenger RNA. RefSeq names its product thyroid hormone receptor beta (gene Thrb). Bases 390 to 1775 code for a protein of 461 amino acids. Gene Ontology annotation, biological process: negative regulation of transcription by RNA polymerase II; cell differentiation; positive regulation of transcription by RNA polymerase II. Gene Ontology annotation, molecular function: RNA polymerase II cis-regulatory region sequence-specific DNA binding; nuclear receptor activity; zinc ion binding. The record is from RefSeq and is a predicted model, not a curated record. NCBI's taxonomy places the organism in Eukaryota, Metazoa, Chordata, Mammalia, Rodentia, Sciuridae. The transcript is spliced from 10 exons.